Molecule: messenger RNA, 273 nt
Organism: Hemisphaericaspora subhashii
Lineage: Eukaryota; Fungi; Ascomycota; Pichiomycetes; Serinales; Debaryomycetaceae
Product: F1F0 ATP synthase subunit e
Exons: 1
Coding region: 1-273 (90 amino acids)
Biological process (GO): proton motive force-driven ATP synthesis
Molecular function (GO): proton transmembrane transporter activity
Source: RefSeq, a predicted model, not a curated record
AUGUCUACCUUUAACGUUAUAAGAUGGUCCUUCUUAGGUGCCGGUGUUGUUUACGGUGCUCUCCACAGACAAACCUUAAAAUCUGCUGCUGAAGAAAAAUCAGUUGCUUCUAAGUUUGCUCAACAACAAAAGUUGAUUGAUGAAGCUAAAGCUGAAUAUGCCAGAUUAAACCCACCAAAGGCAGCAACUCCUGUUGCUUCUGGAUCUAUCAACUGGGAAGAUCCAAACUUAGAUAUUGGUAAAGCAUUAGAAUCAUUAAUUGAAAAAUUAUAA